Medioppia subpectinata is the source of this 711-nucleotide messenger RNA. Lineage: Eukaryota; Metazoa; Arthropoda; Arachnida; Sarcoptiformes; Oppiidae. The record is from the annotation of a GenBank genome assembly.
AUGGCAACAGUGAUGGCAAACAUUGAAUACGUUUGCGAACUGACGGACGAAGAGCUGAUCCAGUCGUCGAAACCCAAACGAAAGCGCCAACGACUCGACCACUUGUCACACGAAGAGAAACUCAUGAGGAGAAAGCUGAAGAACCGAAUGGCAGCGCAGAGCGCGCGCGACCGCAAGAAAGUCAAAAUGAAUGACUUGGAAAGGGAGGCCAUUAUUGUGGCCAAACAGAGAAACGCAUUACUGAUUCAAAACAAAAAACUGAAACAAAGCAAUGAAUCGCUUGAGAAGCAGAACAUUGAACUCAAGAGAAGACUCGGUCUCUUGGAGUCGAAGCCAUCGGUAAAAAGGGAAGCAAUGGAUGACUUGAAUGAUUGGAAUGAAACCCUUGAGUCCGCAGAACUCAUUAGUGAUCCUCAGCCGCAGGAACAGGUUUCACGUCCCGUCACUCAGUCAUCGAGAGUGAGUGCACAGCCAUUGAUGACGCUAUUCGUCUGUUGGCUGAUCACAAAGAAUCCGAUGCUUUACUCGAUGUUCUCCACAUGUAUUCAGAAGAACUGCUCGAUUCAGACACUGACCCAAAAGGCAUACAAUUGCAGACAAGCGAUCAAAUACAAGCCGUUGAUAACCACCAGCCAUCACAUGUGGGAUCAACUCAAGACUUGAUGGCCAUCGAUGACCAUUUGUACUUUAAGGCCACACAAUUGGCAACCG